Aphanomyces astaci is the source of this 913-nucleotide messenger RNA. RefSeq lists its product as hypothetical. The annotation marks the transcript as partial. The transcript has a single exon. The record is from RefSeq and is a predicted model, not a curated record. NCBI's taxonomy places the organism in Eukaryota, Oomycota, Saprolegniomycetes, Saprolegniales, Verrucalvaceae. Gene Ontology annotation, molecular function: serine-type endopeptidase activity. Gene Ontology annotation, biological process: proteolysis.
CAUGAAGUACGCACUCCUCGCAUUCACCGUGGCCGCCGCUGCCUUGGCUCAAGACCACAUUGUCCCAGCCGAAGUCGUUUGGGGCGAUGAGGCCCCUGACGACGGUUUCGAAAUCCUCGGGGGCCAGGAAGCCCAAUUCGGCAAGCACCGUUAUGUGGCUGGGCUCAAGAAGUCACGCGAUGCUAAUACCACGUGCGGCGGCAGUUUGAUCGCCCCCAAUGUCGUUUUGACAGCGGCGCAUUGUUUGACUGGUAAACUACGUGUCGUGGUCGUGGGCACGCACUAUUUAACCGGUUUUGCCGACGGAGAACUGGCCAAUAUCAUCCAGGAAAUCAAACACCGCAAACCCACCGACGUGGGCAUCGCAAUCUUGGACCGCAACAUCACGACCAUCCAACCUGUGGCGGUGUCGUUUGAAUUCGUUCCGGCGGGCGUGCUCACUUGGGUGCGCGGCUGGGGACUCGUCACGAAUCGUGGCUUCCAACCGCAAGUGCUCAAGGAGGUCAACGUCACGACCUGGAGCAACACCGCGGCCUCGGCUGCGUUGUCCUUUCCAUUGGCCGAUACGACACUGAGUGCUGGAGGCGUGGAAGGAGAAGACGCGUGUACCGGCGACUCGGGGGGACCGUUGACCAUCGAAGAAAACGGUACCGCGCGCUUGGUGGGGGUGUCCAGCUGGGGCUUUAGCUGUGGUGUACACGGCGAACCAGGUAUCUAUGAACGCGCCAGCGCUAUUCGUAACUUCAUUGAACCGUACUUGCCGAAAUAAGUCAAACAUGCGCAUGCCAUAAUGAAAGCGACAUCGCCAACAUCCAACCCACUUAGUUGAGCAUACAACCGACUUGGUUAUGGAACGCCAAACUCGCUCGUGUAGUACGUAAUGUGUUUUAGUUAACUUGAUAAAUACUCGGGA